CAUCCGGAAUAUUUUCCUGCGCACGAAGCCACCGGAAGUUGAAAGCUCUCGUUCCCGUUCAUGUGGGUUCAUGUUGACAACAAAAAGUGUCUCUGAAAAAUCGUACUAAUAAGGAUUCACAUUACGAAUUUAGGAAUAAAACAUGUCCGACAACGAAGAUAACUUCGACGACGGAGACUUUGAUGACGCCGAAGAGGAUGAGGGAUUAGAUGACCUGGAAAACGUAGAAGAUGAGGACCAGGAGAACGUGCAGAUCCUGCCUGCAGGAGAGGGACAGCAGGCCAACCAGAAGAGGAUCACAACACCCUACAUGACUAAAUACGAGAGGGCCAGAGUGCUUGGGACACGAGCUCUACAGAUAGCAAUGUGUGCCCCAGUCAUGGUGGAGCUGGAAGGAGAAACAGACCCCUUGCAAAUCGCAAUGAAAGAGCUUAAGGGCAGAAAGAUCCCAAUCAUCAUUCGCAGGUACCUUCCUGAUGGGAGUUAUGAGGACUGGGGCUGUGACGAGCUCAUCAUAACUGAUUAAACAGCUACUCCAGAGUUUACUGACUAUAUACAAAAUAUGCUGGUUCACAACCUCCAUCGUCUCAGGUCAUUCAGCUACACAAAUGCUGAAGUUUCCCGAGAUGGGUGUAAUUAUCACCCACCAGUUGAUACCUUAACGUGAUCCACAGCCAUCAAUCCUAUCAGCUGAUUCUGUGUUGGUGAAAUAUGAAUACAUAAGAUAUACUGCACAGACACCCGAAGCUCAUCAAAAUCAACAGUGUGUUUGUUGUUACUUUCUCAGUCUCAUUGUGUUGUUAUAUGCCAUGCACUUCCAAUUAAAUUCACAGUUAAAAUGUACAGUACCUGUUUUUCUUAACAGCUGUUUUAUAACGUAGAGCCACAAGGGGAAAUGUAACGUGGUAGAACUUUCUUUUUUUUUAACAAAAUAAUCCUUUGUUGUAAUUAUUCCAUCUGUCGUUUUGAAGGAGAGAGGUGAUUAGUUUGAAAAAAGUGUUUUAUUGUUAUUAAUAAACUCUUUUGUAUAAUGGA
Molecule: messenger RNA, 1035 nt
Organism: Acanthopagrus latus (yellowfin seabream)
Lineage: Eukaryota; Metazoa; Chordata; Actinopteri; Spariformes; Sparidae
Gene: polr2f
Product: RNA polymerase II, I and III subunit F
Exons: 5
Coding region: 143-526 (127 amino acids)
Biological process (GO): DNA-templated transcription
Cellular component (GO): RNA polymerase III complex; RNA polymerase II, core complex; RNA polymerase I complex
Molecular function (GO): DNA-directed RNA polymerase activity; DNA binding
Source: RefSeq, a predicted model, not a curated record